Calliphora vicina (urban bluebottle blowfly) is the source of this 3177-nucleotide messenger RNA. Its product is annotated as mucin-2-like. The transcript has 2 exons. NCBI's taxonomy places the organism in Eukaryota, Metazoa, Arthropoda, Insecta, Diptera, Calliphoridae. Bases 1 to 3177 code for a protein of 1058 amino acids. Gene Ontology annotation, molecular function: chitin binding. Gene Ontology annotation, cellular component: extracellular region. The record is from RefSeq and is a predicted model, not a curated record.
AUGAGAAACUUAAAUCUUUUUCUAUUUUCUGUUGUGCUUAUACCGUCAAUAUACGCAGCAGCUCGUUGGACAAAACCGGAUUGUACCUCGCAGCCGGAUGGUGCGAUUUUAACAGAUCCACGUUCUUGUCGACAUUUCUAUCAGUGUUAUAUGGGUCGAACGUUUCGUAAACGUUGUGUGGGCGGCUUUUAUUAUGAUGAGAAAAUGAAAUUGUGUAAUUAUCCAGAGUUUGUACAGUGUAGUGGUCGUGGAGUAAGAAAGCCAGGAUCUAGCCUAUCAGUUACAACUAAAGCACCAUGUAAUUUAUCAACUAAACCAACUACCACAACAUGCAGUCCUCCAACAGAACCACCAACUGUAGCACCAUGCAAUCCACCAACAGAACCAACUACCACACCAUGCAGUCCUCCAACAGAACCAACAACUGUAGCACCAUGCAAUCCACCAACAGAACCAACUACCACACCAUGCAGUCCUCCAACAGAACCUGCAACUGAACCAACUACCACUCCAUGCAAUCCACCAGAAGAACCUGCAACUGAACCAACUACCACACCCUGCAAUCCUCCAACGGAACCUGCAACUGAACCAACUACCACUCCAUGCAAUCCACCAGAAGAACCUGCAACUGAACCAACUACCACACCCUGCAAUCCUCCAACGGAACCUGCAACUGAACCAACUACCACUCCAUGCAGUCCACCAGAGGAACCUGCAACUGAACCAACUACCACACCCUGCAAUCCUCCAACUGAACCAACCACCACUCCAUGCAGUCCACCAGAAGAACCUGCAACUGAACCAACUACCACACCCUGCAAUCCACCAACGGAACCUGCAACUGAACCAACUACAACUCCAUGUAGUCCACCAGAAGAACCUGCAACUGAACCAACUACCACACCCUGCAAUCCUCCAACGGAACCUGCAACUGAACCAACUACCACUCCAUGUAGUCAACCAGAAGAACCUGCAACUGAACCAACUACCACUCCCUGUAGUGCACCAGAAGAACCUGCAACUGAACCAACUACCACACCCUGCAAUCCUCCAACGGAACCUGCAACUGAACCAACUACCACUCCAUGCAGUCCACCAGAAGAUCCUGCAACUGAACCAACUACCACACCCUGCAAUCCUCCAACGGAACCUGCAACUGAACCAACUACCACUCCAUGCAGUCCACCAGAGGAACCUGCAACUGAACCAACUACCACACCCUGCAAUCCUCCAACGGAACCUGCAACUGAACCAACUACCACACCAUGCAAUCCACCAACAGAACCUGCAACUGAACCAACUACCACACCCUGCAAUCAUCCAACGGAACCUGCAACUGAACCAACCACCACUCCAUGCAGUCCACCAGAAGAACCUGCAACUGAACCAACUACCACACCCUGCAAUCCACCAACAGAACCUGCAACUGAACCAACUACCACUCCAUGCAGUCCACCAGAGGAACCUGCAACUGAACCAACUACCACACCCUGCAAUCCACCAACAGAACCUGCAACUGAACCAACUACCACUCCAUGCAGUCCACCAGAAGAUCCUGCAACUGAACCAACUACCACACCCUGCAAUCCUCCAACGGAACCUGCAACUGAACCAACUACCACUCCAUGCAGUCCACCAGAGGAACCUGCAACUGAACCAACUACCACGCCAUGUAGUCCACCAGAAGAACCUGCAACUGAACCAACUACCACACCAUGCAAUCCUCCAACAGAACCUGCAACUGAACCAACUACCACACCAUGUAGUCCACCAGAAGAACCUGCAACUGAACCAACUACCACUCCAUGUAGUCCACCAGAGGAACCUGCAACUGAACCAACUACCACACCCUGCAAUCCUCCAACGGAACCUGCAACUGAACCAACCACUACUCCAUGUAGUCCACCAGAAGAACCUGCAACUGAACCAACUACCACACCCUGCAAUCCACCAACGGAACCUGCAACUGAACCAACUACAACUCCAUGCAAUCCACCAACAGAACCUGCAACUGAACCAACUACCACACCCUGCAAUCCUCCAACGGAACCUGCAACUGAACCAACUACCACUCCAUGUAGUCCACCAGAGGAACCUGCAACUGAACCAACUACCACACCAUGCAAUCCUCCAACAGAACCUGCAACUGAACCAACUACCACGCCAUGUAGCCCACCAGAAGAACCUGCAACUGAACCAACUACCACACCCUGCAAUCCACCAACGGAACCUGCAACUGAACCAACUACCACACCAUGCAGUCCUCCAACGGAACCUGCAACUGAACCAACUACCACUCCAUGUAGUCCACCAGAGGAACCUGCAACUGAACCAACCACUACACCAUGCAAUCCACCAACGGAACCUGCAACUGAACCAACUACCACUCCAUGUAGUCCACCAGAAGAACCUGCAACUGAACCAACUACCACACCCUGCAAUCCUCCAACGGAACCUGCAACUGAACCAACUACCACACCAUGCAAUCCACCAACAGAACCUGCAACUGAACCAACUACCACUCCAUGCAGUCCACCAGAAGAACCUGCAACUGAACCAACUACCACACCAUGCAAUCCUCCAACGGAACCUGCAACUGAACCAACUACCACACCAUGCAGUCCUCCAACGGAACCUGUAACUGAACCAACUAACACUCCAUGUAGCCCACCAGAGGAACCUGCAACUGAACCAACUACCACACCAUGCCGUCCCCCAACAGAACCUACAACUGAACCAACUACCACACCAUGCAAUCCACCAACACAACCAACAACACCACCCUGCAAACAAUCAACUCAACCACCAACUACGACACCCUGCAACUCACCAACAAACCCUCCGACUACAACACCAUGUCCUAGCAAACUCCAAAAACCACAGGCCGCCAUAACACCUCAAAAAAAUAUAAUACGCAAACUUUUGGGAAAAUUCCACAAUUCACCAGCGACAACCAACAAAAAGGCAGCUACUACUAUUGAUGAUGAACGCAUUCAAAAUUUGUGUUUAAACAAACGACCCGGUACAUUUAUAAGAGAUCCUAAAGAUUGUGCCACCUACUAUAUGUGUAACUUACACCAAACUAUUGUAAACAAGUGUCCACAGGGUCUGUACUUCGAUAAAGAGAAACGCUUUUGCAACUUUGCCAGAUAUGUAAAAUGUGACAUUGAAAAGUAA